AUGUCGUGGCUUAGCCCGAAGCGCCGGCGUACGACGAGCAAUUUGAAGACUGUCCGCCAGGGUCAGGGCGAUGUGAAUGUCAUUUCGGAGGAGAGGCAGGAUGAGGCUUCUGUUGCUGUGAAUCAUGAUCAGGCUGUUGGACGGCCGGUUUUGAGUCCGAGGGCGGCGACGCAUUUUGCUGGCACGUCUUCUGGUCAAAGACCUGGGUUGGUGGGCGUCAACCGUGGUACGUUGGUUCUGUCGCAGGAGAAAGGGAGGAAAGAGGUGGCUGGAGUGAGAAAGGAAAGGGGAGACAGUGUGAUUGAUGUUGGUGGGAUUGGAUUGGAAGUGGAGGGAAGAAGAGGUGUCGGAGCAGUUGAAAGUCCGCUGGACGAACGGUCUGCGAAUACCCAGGACAUCUCGAACCAGCUCGCACACAUGAACGACGUCUUGACACGACACACCCACCACAUGGAAGACAUGGCUCGAGCCCAAGCCGAGAGCGAGCAGCGUAUACGCACGAUGCUGGAAAGCGCUUCUCCGCGGAGAAGUUCUGCUGGGUUCCUGGAUCUUUCGCAUCUUUGGACGUAUCUGGAUCGAAUACAAGGGACUGUCGAGCAACUGGUGGAGGAGCAUCGGGAGUUGAAGAAGAGCAAGAAAAAUCUUCCCGAAACGACCCCGGCUGGAUCUGUGGUGGACCUGUCACCGGUGACUGAGAGGCUGGAUAGUCUUCAAUCGGCGGUGGAGGAUAAUUGUGCGGUUGUUAGGACGUGGUUGGAAGAGAGAACAUCCGAGCAAGAAGAAGUCGUGCCAGCUUCGAUGGAAGUCCGUCAAGCCAUUGAACACAACGCUCGUGAACCAGGACUGGCCGUCAUUGAGGCCGUUCGAGCCGCGAUUCAAGAUAUGGUGCCAGAGCUGUCCAGCGUUCGAGAUUCCACCGUCGAGAACACCAAAGAGUUGAAAUCAGUGCUUGGGAUGCACGAAGAGCUUGGUAAUCGGUAUAGAUCAGUCGAUCUUACACCACUCACCAAUCGACUGGCCAGUAUACAUAACACUCUGCUUGAAAGACCGGUUUCAAAAGAUUUGAAAUCAGACCUUCGCAGUGUUGCUGCGAGCCUUAAAGAGAUCCAUACCUUGGCCGGCCAGAAUGCCACAGCCAUACAAGCUCUCGCGGCCCAGCAGAACACGACUCAGCUGUCCCUUCGCCAACUCUCCUCGCAGACUCGCUCGCUGGCAGACACCUCUCAGCAAGGCAACGCGGAUCGAGACUCUAGGCUCGACACCAUGAAGGAUCAGCUGCGAGAAGUUGUGGCAGGCCAGACGGAGAUGUGCGAGUUGAUGAGGAGCUGGAUGGAGGAUAUGCAAACUUCGAAAAGUGCCAGCUGUGGACAUGUGAUCAGUCCGCCGCCGAGAAAGGUCGGGAGGAAGAUUGUGGGUUUUGUGUAUGAUCGUUGA
Messenger RNA from Zymoseptoria tritici IPO323, 1434 nucleotides. RefSeq lists its product as uncharacterized. The record is from RefSeq and is a predicted model, not a curated record. NCBI's taxonomy places the organism in Eukaryota, Fungi, Ascomycota, Dothideomycetes, Mycosphaerellales, Mycosphaerellaceae. The coding region runs from base 1 to 1434 and encodes 477 amino acids. The transcript has a single exon.